AUGAGAGAAUUACCCAUAUUGAAAUACAAACAUGAAAUUAAAAAAUUGAUAAAAAAAAAUAAUUUAAUCAUAAUAAAAGGAGAAACAGGUUGUGGAAAGACUACUCAAGUUCCCCAAAUAAUAAAUGAAAUAUUUUUUGAUAAAAAAGAGAAAAAAUAUGAUAAUAUAAAACAUAAAAAUGAUGAAAAAAAGAAGAGGAAAGAAAAAAAAAAAAUGUUAAUAUCUCUUCCUAGAAGAGUAGCAACUAUUACUGUUGCUGAAAGAGUUUCCAAAGAAAUGAAAAGAGGUGAUAUAGGUAAUUACGUUGGUUAUACUAUAAGAUUUAAAAAUGUAUGUUCUGAUAAAACUAGAAUAAAAUUUGUUACAGAUGGUAUAUUAAUUAGAGAAAUCAUGAAUGAUCCUUUAUUAAAAAAAUAUAAAUUUUUAAUUCUAGAUGAAAUUCAUGAAAGAUCUAUUAGAACUGAUGUCUUAUUAGGCUAUACAAAAAUUUUGUUACAAAAAAGAAAAAAAAUUAAAAUUAUACUAAUGUCUGCAACGUUUGAUAUAAACAUAUUUAAUCAAUUCUUUAACAACCCACCAAUUAUAACUAUUCCUCAUAAGCUUCAUAAAAUUACAAUAUAUUAUCCUAGAAGAAAUAUAGAAGAUUAUAUCCUAUCAGUUGUCAGUACAGUUUUGCAAAUACAUUUUGGUAAUACUUCAUAUUCAUCGGAAUUUGAGAAUGAUGAUGAUCACAGAGAAAAUGAACAAAAUGAAUCAAACGAAUCAAACGAACAAAAUGAAUCAAACGAAUUAAACGAAUCAAACGAAUUAAACGAAUCAAACGAAUUAAACGAAUUAAACGAACAAAAUGAAUCAAACGAAUCAAACGAACAAAAUAAAUCAAACGAAUUAAAUGAACCUUACGAACCAAAUCAAACUCAUGAUAUAAAUGAAAUAGAUGAACAGAACAACCUGCAGACAGAUAACAUUUCUAUGAACAACAUAAAUGAAGAUAUAAAAAAGACGGAAGAUAAAAGCCUUGGUGAUAUUUUAGUAUUCUUACCUGGUCAAGAAGAAAUCGAAAUGGUAAAUAUUAUGUUAAAAGAAAAAUUAAAAAUAAUUUAUAAAGGAAAUUUAUUAAAUAAAUUAAUGAAAGAAAGAAAUAAUUAUAAUAAUCAAAAUGAUUUUCAAAAUAAAAUAAAUAAUAAAUUUAAUACUGAGGAUCAUAUACUUAAUGAAAUUUGUUUUCAUUUUGGUAAAACGGAAAUAAUGCCAGAUAAAAUUUAUAAUAUGAAAAUCUUACAACUAUAUUCAUCACUUCCAAAUAAAAAACAGAAAGUUAUAUUUGAACCUGUUCCCCCAAACACAAGGAAGGUAAUUUUAAGUACCAACAUUGCAGAAACAUCGGUGACCAUUCCAAAUAUAAAAUAUGUAAUCGACAGCGGAAAAGUGAAAAUAAAAUAUUUUGAUGUAAAUAGGGGAAGCAACGUUUUAAGAGUAACUCAAAUAUCUAAAGAUUCUGCAAUUCAAAGAAGUGGAAGAGCAGGAAGAGAAGCGCCAGGACAGGUAUAUCGAAUAUAUACAAAAGAGGAGUAUGAGAAUAUGAAUCCUUUUUUAAUACCUGAAAUUUUCCGUUCAGACUUGACUCAAAUAUAUUUGGAAUUAAAG
Plasmodium reichenowi is the source of this 1647-nucleotide messenger RNA. Its product is annotated as ATP-dependent RNA helicase prh1, putative. Gene Ontology annotation, biological process: spliceosomal complex disassembly. Gene Ontology annotation, molecular function: ATP binding; RNA binding. Gene Ontology annotation, cellular component: catalytic step 2 spliceosome; intracellular anatomical structure. Lineage: Eukaryota; Apicomplexa; Aconoidasida; Haemosporida; Plasmodiidae. The annotation marks the transcript as partial. The transcript has 2 exons. The record is from RefSeq and is a predicted model, not a curated record.